This is a messenger RNA of Styela clava, 1521 nucleotides long. Lineage: Eukaryota; Metazoa; Chordata; Ascidiacea; Stolidobranchia; Styelidae. The record is from RefSeq and is a predicted model, not a curated record.
AUGGACAGGAUAUCGGCGGGCAAAACUGAUUCAUUUUUCUUGGUGGCAUUGUUAAUUUUCCAAUACUUUGCUUGUACGUCUAAGGCAAGUAUCAGUCUCGGAACCUGUCAGCUUUCAUGUGAUGAGAACGAAAACCAGCUCCCUUCUAGCGUAAGAGGUCCACCUGGACCACCGGGAAAGCGAGGUCCAGUAGGAAACCGCGGAUUAGUUGGACCGAAAGGAUCACCAAGUAGUUGCUGCGAAGAUCUUGUUGAACGAAACAAACAGCUUGAACGUCAAGUUCAGGAGUUAAAUGAACGGAUGUUUCCACGGGACUGUGCAGCCGUGAAGAAUCACGUGAUAUCAAGUGGAACUUACAUGAUUCAUCCGUUCAAUGAAACUAAACAAGGAGUCCAAGUGUAUUGUGAUCGAGAAACUGAUGGAGGCGGUUGGAUUGUAAUACAGAGAAGACUUGACGGAACUGAAGAUUUUUACCGUAACUGGAAUGACUAUGUCUCAGGUUUCGGUUACAAAGAACGAGAAUUCUGGCUAGGACUGGAGACGAUGCAUAGAAUAUCCACCAAUGGUCCUCAUGAGAUUCGAUUCGACUUUAUCACAAGAGACAACAAAAAAUUAUUCGCAAAAUACGGACAAUUUCAAAUUUCUGGAGCAGAAGACAAUUAUCGAAUAACAAUUACCGGAUAUUCAGGAAAUGCAGGCGAUUCAAUGCCGCACCAUAACAAUAACCAAUUUUCAACGAAGGAUCAAGAAAACGACCACUACCCAGGAGGAAGUUGCGCUGAAGAGUUCAAAGGGGGGUGGUGGUACAAUAAUUGCCACCUCGCUAACUUAAAUGGUUUAUACGCGGACACGACAUCGACCAAGGGUUUAUCCUGGUUUAGGUGGAAAAAUUCAUACGCUCCAUUUGCAAAAUUUGUAGAAAUGAAGAUCAGGAAACGCAGAGACUAAACAACGUGCCAAAUUUUAAAUAGUGUGAAAUAAUAUAGUUCUCGUCAUCUAUCCUACAAUCAAAUAAACAUAUGCCUUAUCGAUUUGUAAAAUUUGGCCUGAUAUGUGUUUUUAUGAGUGUCAAAAGUAUCAUGUUUGCGCAAAGUGGAAUAAUAACAAAAUUAUAAAAAAAUGAAAAAAAAAACUGUAUACAUUUAUAGUGUCAGUAUAUUACUUUCUUUUGAGUCUUGUCAUAUAAUGCUAUUCAUUCACAUCAUUCGAGUUUUUUGUAAUAAGGGUAGUACAGAUAGAUGAGUUUCAUAUUAAUGCACUGUCAGGUCUACUAUAUAUACAUGUUAAAAGUUUUCUCGCUUAUUAUAACAAACCGAGUGAACAUAAUGUAAAAUAUUUUUCAUUUGUUGCAUGGAGCGCAAUUUUGUUCUGACUAAAAGAUAAUCAUAACAAGAGUUCUAAGAUUUGGGUGUUCCAAAAUUUAAGUUAUAUAUACUCAAUAGUAUGUAUAUUCGUCUAUUCCAUAAAUUGAAUCAAAGUUGAAUCUCUUUUUGGUGAAUAUAGUCAUGUGUUAAUUUUUGC